AUGGCAGAAACUAGGUCCUCCAUUCAGAACUUGGAGAUACAGGUUGAUCAACUGAGCAAGAAAAUUUCAAAGAUCCCCUCUAACACUCUCCCAAGCAACACAGAGGUGAAUCCAAAGGAAGAGUGUAAGAAACUCAUGAUAGAGGUAGAGGCUAAACUAGAAGAGGAACCUACUACUGAGGAGCUCAAGGAAAUCAGGGCUCAUGAGGAGACCAAGAAUGUCACCUUGUAUGCCCCUUUACAGAGAAAGGAGCCUAAAGAACACCCCUCUUCAGAUGUACAAGAGGAGCCUAAGGAGGAGCAAAUGGCUCGAUUCUUGCCAAUCCUCAGGAAGAUGAAAGCCAAUUCCUCUCAUGCAGAGAUAUUGGAGAAGGACCCCCCUUCCAUGGCAUGUUUGAAGGCCUCAAAGGGAGAUGAGACUGUGGUGUUGACCAAGGAGUGGACCAUCACCUUUGAUAAAGCAUUAUGCGACCUCGGCUCAAGCAUCAAUCUUAUGCCUCUCUUUCUGAUGAAGAGGCUGGGAAUUCAGAACGUGCUGCCUGCCAAGAUCUCAUUGGAGAUGGCAGACAAGUCCCUGAAAAGGGCAUAUGGCAUGGUGGAAGAUGUCCUUGUAAAGGUUGAAGACCUUUACGUCCCUGCAGAUUUUGUGAUCCUAGACACUAAGGAGGAUAGAGAUGACUCAAUCAUCCUUGGAAGGCCUUUCCUAGCCACUGCUAAGGCCUUAAUUGAUGUGAAAAAGGAGAGCUAG
Molecule: messenger RNA, 747 nt
Organism: Arachis ipaensis
Lineage: Eukaryota; Viridiplantae; Streptophyta; Magnoliopsida; Fabales; Fabaceae
Source: RefSeq, a predicted model, not a curated record